This is a messenger RNA of Athene cunicularia (burrowing owl), 6366 nucleotides long. RefSeq names its product leucine rich repeat LGI family member 2 (gene LGI2). NCBI's taxonomy places the organism in Eukaryota, Metazoa, Chordata, Aves, Strigiformes, Strigidae. Gene Ontology annotation, molecular function: protein binding. The record is from RefSeq and is a predicted model, not a curated record. Gene Ontology annotation, biological process: inhibitory synapse assembly.
CUGACUCUUGCUAAGUCUUGCAGGCAAGUAGGUAUUAAGGGGGGGUAUACUCAGGACUAAUAGCCAGCUAUGUGUGGAGCAGCCAACAAUGGAAUUUGCAGACCAAGAAAUAGGGGAUAAUGGUAAAUGUCUAUGCUGAAAUCCACAAUUCAGCUACGUCUGGAUUUUUCAGCAAUAGUGAGUUAUCUAAUCAUUCUCUUUUCCAUGUGUCUACAGUAGAAAAAGCAAUAUGCAGAAUGUUUGCAAAAAGGAAGAAAAUCAUUUAUAUGUUGUUUCAUUAAUGUCUUGCUUUCAAGUGCUGAUGAGUCUAACAUGGAGCUUGUCCCAGCACCAUAUGCAGUUGUAGUGGUUGCAUUGGUGACUCCAGCCAGACCCUCCAUCUGAAAGAAAAAAAUCCUGCCCCUCCUCAGCUGGUCAAAGGGAAAAUCUCUGUCCCUGGUUGCCAGCUACAAGCCAGAGAGCAAAGUGAGGACUAGCAAAGCCUUGGUUUCAAUUUCCUUUAGUAGCAGUUGAACAAGUGGACUCAGUUAAUGGUUGUGGUUGCCCUCCCUGCCAAGUCCACAAAGCUCUUCCUCUUCUCAGCAAAUCACACCUCCGCCGUUUGGGAACUGGGUGUGAGUGGCCUUUCUCUGGGCUUGUGUUUGGCUGUGCAGCCAGCAACACCACUACAGCUUCACCGACUCAUAUCUCCCAGUUGCCAGUGAUCCAACCUUAUGGAGAAUAAGAAAACCACGCUAACAAACAAGAAGGACAAGUUUCUUUGUGUACAAAGCAUAGUCUGCGGAGGAAGACCAGUUGGGGAGCACCCAUUGCAGAUACCUAUAAAUGUAUAUAUAUAUAUGCGCGCACGUGUGUGUGUAUGUAUAUAUAUCUCCAGCUGUGUUCUGCUGCACUUGCAGCACUGAUAGUGGCAUUCAAUGCACCCUCAAACUAACAUGUACAGAGUCUGGAUAAGGCAGGUCUGAUAAAGAUGGGAGCUUUUCUGGUGAUCAGAAUGGUGUUCUCACGGUAGCAACCCUUUGAGGCCAGGUUUGGUGACUCAGGAAUGUGGCAAAUAACUGAGUUCCAGCCUAAAUGUGCAUCAUCUCGCUGCAGCAUGUUCUGUGCAGCCGUGUUUAUUUGGACAGACCGGUGAACUGGCGCUGUGUGGCAAUGCCAGGUGCUGGUGAGGGUGUCAGGAGGCCAUUUGGCUCUGUUCUGCAGAUUGAAAUCAUGUCCCCGGCAGCCUUGUAACAGAGUACAGCUGACCCUCUUCUGACAUCCCUCACGCAGAUACAGUGUUCUCUCAUCUGCACCCUUUGCCUGCAGUCAGGGUUGUGGCUACUUCAUGGAUUUUGGCUAUGCGUAAACUGCAGAACCAAGAGCACUUGUCAUCUCCUGCAUCCCCUUCUUGACUCUCUCAAAAAGAGACCUUGGCUCAUAACAUUUUUCCCCUUAUUUCCUUGGAAAGCAAACAGGGAUGUGUAGGAGGAGGGGAGACACUUUUAUCUCAUAAAACCUUUCAUAAAGUCAGCAUGCAGUUUUCUUCAUCCAGGUACAGCUGUACCACACAAUAUCUUGAUGGCCACCUGGCUGCAGUCACUUUGCAGGGCUGAUGGUGUAUUUAGGGAUGCAUCCUCAAGUACUCAGGGGUCAAGAUGCUCAAAUAUGCUCUUUAAAUGCUGACAUGCAGUCAGGAGGAGCGGCAUGCUCCUGGAAUCGAUACAUGCCUGUCAUUAUUUCCCCAGUGCACGGGGCCGUGACUUGUGUGCAUCCUGGUUGGAGGGAACUGAACUGCAGCAGCAAGAAGGAAAACAAGACAACAGUCUUGCCGUUUAUGCAGACUUCAGAUGUCUAUAGAUUUAUUGAAGGAAACAAAAUUGAAACAAUUUCAAGAAAUGCAUUUCGUGGCCUUCGAGACCUGACUCACCUUUCUUUGGCCAAUAACCAUCUCAAAGCUCUGCCAAGGGAUGUCUUCAGUGAUUUAGAUUCUUUAAUUGAACUAGAUUUAAGGGGAAAUAAAUUUGAGUGUGACUGCAAAGCCAAGUGGUUGUUUUUGUGGUUAAAGAUGACAAAUUCCACUGUUUCUGAUGUCCUGUGUAUUGGUCCAGCAGAAUAUCAGGAUAAGAAGUUAAAUGAUGUGACAAGUUUUGAUUAUGAAUGCACCACUACAGAUUUUGUUAUUCACCAGAUUUUGCCCUACCAGUCAGUUUCAGUGGAUACAUUCAACUCAAAGAAUGAUGUGUUCGUAGCCAUUGCACAGCCCAGCAUGGAGAACUGCAUGGUGCUGGAGUGGGAUCACAUUGAAAUGAAUUUCAGGAGUUAUGACAAUAUCACAGGUCAGUCCAUAGUGGGAUGUAAAGCCAUUCUUGUUGGUGACCAAGUCUUUGUGGUGGUGGCACAGCUCUUUGGUGGCUCACACAUUUACAAGUAUGACGAAAGCUGGACAAAGUUUGUCAAAUUCCAGGAUAUUGAAGUAUCUCGCAUUUCCAAGCCAAAUGAUAUAGAGCUUUUUGAGAUAGACAGCGAAAUGUUUUUUGUCAUAGCAGAUAGCUCUAAAGCAGGUUUGUCAACAGUGUACAAGUGGAAUAACAAAGGAUUUUACUCAUACCAGUCCCUUCACGAGUGGUUCAGGGACACUGAUGCUGAGUUUCUUGAUAUAGAUGGGAAAUCACAUUUAAUCCUCUCUAGCCGUUCCCAGGUUCCCAUUAUACUCCAGUGGAACAAAGUUUCCAAAAAGUUUGUCCCACACAGUGAAAUCCCCAACAUGGAAGAUGUCUUGGCUGUGAAGAGUUUCAGGAUGCAAGAUAACCUGUACAUCACACUCACGAGAUUCAUUGGUGACUCCAGAGUUAUGAAAUGGAAUAGCAAACAGUUUGUGGAGAUACAGGCUCUUCCAUCCAGAGGAGCCAUGACGCUGCAACCUUUCUCCUUCAAGAACAAUUACUACCUAGCCUUGGGAAGUGACUAUACCUUCUCCCAGAUUUACCAGUGGGAUGGUGAAAAGAAGAUCUUCAGAUUAUUUAAAGAAAUCUAUGUGCAGGCACCACGGUCUUUCACAGCUGUGUCAACAGAUCGAAGAGAUUUUUUCUUUGCCUCUAGUUUUAAAGGGAACACUCAAAUAUUUGAACAUAUCAUCAUUGACUUGAGUUUAUGAAAAGCUGCUGGAGUGAAAUUCAUGUCAAAUGACAUUUAUACACAAACAAAGCAAAAAGAGACCUUUCCAAAAACAGGGUGCACCUAUGGAGUAUGGUGACAUUUUCCGAACUUUUCAAACUUGCAUAUUAAUCAGGGAUUGCAUUUACUUGGUUACUGCAUGACAUGUCUGUUUUAUCCUUUUUCAAAGACACUUUGCAAUCUGCAGUCAUUCAGCGGAGAGUGUAGUGCGUUAAGAUUGUUGUUGACAUCUAAGAGAAUUAUCUAAAUUUUAACCAGAAAACUACCUUGAAUUGAAUGUCUCGUGAAGAAAGUGAAGACAUACAAAGCAUAGAAGUUAUCUUGACUCUUCAACUAACAUGUUAGUAAUGAUUUUGAGACUAGAACCAGUUCUUUAUGGUUGCUGAUGGAUUGUAAAAACAAACAGUAAUGUUCCAGAAUACACUUUAUUUUUGUUUCUUGAGGUCUGUCUGCAAAACCUGUGGUUUAUAGUAAGUCCAAUGUAUCAUUUUAUUUCAUUGUAGAUGAAAGGGAAAGUCAAAAUCUAUUGCCAUUUUUCUGACAUGACUUACUAUUUCAGCAAGAAAUUGUGUGUAACAAGUACCCCAGCCCACAGUAUCUGGGUAGCCAGGAAGAGUACAUCACUUCUGGACUGUGAGAUCUUGGCAAGUUAACAUAGACAGAAAAUAAUGGAGGUCUGCAUGGUGCCAUGAAUGAAUCAACUACAAAUUCCAUCCCCUUUCUGUUUUAAUAGGUAUUUCAGAAAUCCAACCCAUUUUGCCCUAUUUCAUACUUUUCCUGAUGAUCCCUGUAGAUUCUGGGGUGUUUUAACAAGUAAAUCUGUUGUGAUCUCUCAUUCUAGAGGCACAGCUUAAGCUUAGCCUGAAACACACACCCACAUUCACAUACUGUGUGCUGUAGCUUGUCUGUACACAAUGAGAUGAUUUAUUUACAGCUCUCCCCCCAGCACAGCUCACAAUCAAUAAAUUCAGGCUUGGGUCAUCACAGGCUGUACUUGGGGAAUCCUCUUUCUGGCUGAGGUCUGAAUAGGACUGGUAUCACCAAGUCUCUUGAAACCAAGGCAGCCAGAGCUGUUUCAGGCUAGAGCUAACCCUGCCUCCAAAGGUUUCCUCUUGGUGGCUCCAGGCUUUUGCCAGGUUGUGAGUUCAUUGAAAGCUAAACAGGAGGAUGUGAACAUUCUGUACCACAUAGUGGUGUUUUGGGUGGCUAAAGACUAAGGUGUUUAGGGGCACCUAAAUAGGGCAGUCCUGGCACUCAAGAGCCUCUGUCAGGAUAACAGUAAGGGACUGUUUCUCUGGAAGGGCUCUCCACCAUCCUUACACAACCAAAUUAUGUAUCAGAGCCCUUGUUUGUUCACUUACACAAUAUGUUUCUGUAAGUUUUCAUGCCACUUACCAUACUAUGUUUUAUCUUUUCUUCCUGCAGCACCGCUGCCUUGGAUAAUAGAACAGCUUUUCAUAAAGCAUGCAGAGCAAAGGAAACUUGUCUUUUAUUCCUUCAUACUCAGGGCUGUCUAACGAUCUCUGUGCUGAGUGAGCUUCACAUAUUGCCCUGGACAUGAGAAACAUGGCCUAGUACUACAAAUAGAGAUGUUCUCAUAGACUUUCUGACAUCCAAGAUGUGAACAGUGCUGCAGAAGAGGAUUAUGCACAAGGACUCCCAUGAGGAGUCAUAACCUACCAGUGACCUGGCAUAUCACAGCCUUCCCUGACUUUUAUAUAUAUAUAUAUAUAUAUAUAUAUAUAAUAAAAUUAUUAUUGGCCUCUCAGAGACAUAACUCACUCUGUUUUAAAAUUAUGUGUUAGUUUUUUUUCCUGAAGAGGUGCUUAUUCUGGUUUUAUUUUUAAUUACAAUGGCAACUUAGCCCAUCCAGCCAUCCAAAGUAUUGAGCGCUGCCCUCUGCAUCGCAAUGCGAAGCAGUCCCAGUGGUUCAGUCAGACCAGUAGAUGCAAACCAACCCUCUGUAGUAGGUUUUAGCAAUACCUCUCCUAGGAUUAAGCUAACAAAUCUGACAAAACAAAGAGAGGAUUCAUAUGUCUGCCAGUGAAUGCAAUUUCUUACCGUGUUCCCAGUUUACUUUUUAAAGCAGGUAUGGCUGUCAAGUAGUUUCUUUAACCUCUGUUGUGAGAAGGCAUUUUUUAUUGCUUUUCUGCUGAGCAUGGAUGUUUAAAAUGAGUUAGAUACUCUGAUGAGAAGGGACAUUUCUCAGUGCACCAGGACUUUCUUUUAGGGUUCACUGUGAGUACCUUUCACUCAGCAAGAGGCAUCAGUCAGAACUAAAAGCUAGUUUAGAUAAAUUGGCUCUUGGCAUUUUUUACUUGAAGGGAAGCAAGAGGAUGGUGGAAAAGGACUUGUGUAUUGAAUACCAGGAGAUUGUACUGUUUUGAGAGCCAAUGGGAUUUUGAGACUUGGCUAUCAAGUUGAAUUAAAUUAAAAUGGUCUCUGCAGAGACAGGCUUAAUAAAGAGGAUAAAGUGAUCCACAGGAGUCUAGCUCAUUCACAUGGGACCAGAAGAAAAUGAGGGAAAUGAAUUAUGCGGGCAGGCUGCUGCUUCUGCUGAGUAGCUGUGUUGGUUGGUCAGAAAGCCCAGCUCAGCAUCCCUCCCGGCUUCAGGAGGACCCUGGAGUCAGAUGCCAGCCUGCCUGUUCUGCUGAUUUAGUGCACAGGAGGUCAAAGCAGCUAAGAGGGAGGGCAAAAAGCACCAGGUGAUGAAGAAAAGGUUAUGGUACAUUUCACAGGAUUAAACAAAGGCAGGGUCUCAAAAAGAGCUGUGUUCUGUUCUUCCUGCUCCCAAGGAAAAGCUGCAGGAUGCAGCUAUACAACAGAAAUCACUAAGCAUCAAAAAUACUUUCUGCCUUUCCAAAUGCAAUGGUGGUUUUGUCUCCAUGGCCUAUAUUCUCUAAUAGCAAUUGUUUUGAAUAGUAAAUAAGCUAUGCAUAUCCAUAAUUUAUUGCCACUGUUAGACCGUCAGGACAGUGAGAAAGGAUAACAGAACAUGCCACCUGGUAAUUUGUAAUGUAUUCUAAAAUACAUACAACUAUGUAAAGAACAGUAGUUUGUAUAAGCAUAGAUUUAAUACAAUGUGCUAGCUGCAGUGGGAGCAUUUUAAGCCUGUAUAUACAUUGAGCUUUUUUUAGUAAAGAGAAGCUGAUGCAAUCUAUACUGGACACAUGUAUGUACUCUUUCAAUAUAUGAAUAAAAUGUAGUUAA